CAAAGUCCGUUACAUCGGAUUUGUUGACAACUUUUUCAAGAGGCGGUAACAUCGUUAAUACAAGGAACGUUCAAAAGACUCAAGAGUAGCAGUGAGAUUCAUUUCGCAUAUGGCCUCCCUUAUGUUAAGGAUAAGCUUAUAACGCCAAAAGUAAGCUACAUGACCCCCUGAACUUGUCAUUGACAAUUAAGACCCCCACCUCUCAGAAAAAUCAAGAUUGCCUCUGUGAUCAAAAUGAAGAUCAUGGUGAUAGGGGCCACCGGCCCAACCGGACUUUUAAUCAUUUCUGAAGCUCUUGCUCGAGGCUAUGAUGUGACAGCACUGGUUAGGAGUCCGGAAAAGAUGACCAUGAUGCAUCCAAAAUUAAAAGUUGUUCAGGCUGACAUACUCAAGUCCGAAGACGUCGCUGAGAAUCUAAAAGGCUGUGAUGCAGUGCUGUCAGCAGUAGGAAGUCGUGCUGGCAUGAUGUCCCACUGCGAUGUUUACUCCAAAAGCGGCGAGGCGGUGGUCAAUGCAAUGAGGCAAGCAGGAGUCAAGAGGUUUAUUGCCAUCACAUCUUGGGCAACUAGAGAUUCCUCGGACGUGCCUUUCAUUUGGAGAUGGGUUGUGAAACCAGUAUUGCUAUUUUUUAUGAAAAAUGUUUUGAAUGAUAUGAGGAUGUUGGAAGAUUACUUACAGAAGGAGUGCAGUGACAUUGACUACACGGUGGUCAAACCUCCAAGUUUGACCAACAACACUUCUAAAGGUAACAAAAUCAUUGCCAAAGAAGGUCAAUACAUUUCCAGUGGACAAAGUGCAAUCUCUAGACAGGAUGUCGCCAAGUUCAUGUUAGAUCACAUCACUCACCAAGGUUCUUUCCAGAAAUUAAUCUCUAUUGCAAUAUCCAAUGAGAAGAACUGAAACAGAAAUACGAAAUGUCAUCGCAAAGUGCCAACUUUGUCACGUGCUUUAUUUCUACCUAAGUUAUAAAUAUGUUUUUUAAUCAUGACACUAAAUUUCGUUGGGAAGAUGAGUGAUUCAUGAGUGAUUCAUGAGUGAUUCAAAUGAACAAGCAAUAUAAAAGAAGUUGUUUUUAAAGACAAUUCCUCCUUUAUGAAGCUGAUGACUUUUCGUAAGAGUGAUUAGUUAAGCUUAACUAAUGAAGUCACCUUCACCUAUCCCUUAGUCUGUUGGACCGUUGGGGCACCAUACAAGUACUGUCAACCGUCUUUCUCCAUUCCUCUGUGUCCAUUCUUUGAUAUUGUCUUCACAUCGCGUUCUCUGUCUUCUUUUUCUUCUUUUUCCUGGUUCUGCUCCAUGAAGGAAGGUCUGUGCGAGCCCUGAGGACCUUGUGAUGUGGCCAUAGAGUUUAAGUUUAAGUUUUCUACAGUGUUUAGCAGGUCAUCGUGGGGUCUAAUUGCUGUAUUAAUCCUGUUUCCUAUCUCUUCAUUCUUGAUGCGGUCUUUGUAAGUGACACCUACGAUCUUUUUGUAGCAUCUUGGUCCCAAUGCUUGGAUCCGCUUACCAAAUGAGAUCAUGACCGUAAAUAAAACUAAAGAAUUAUAGAUUUAAAAAAAAAGGUAUAUUUUUAACCCCACAGCUAUUUCCCCUCCCCGCGAUAAAAAACAAAUCCUGGUGAAGCGAAUGUAUAAAUGUACUCAAAGUAUUUACAAAUCUAAUGCUAGGCCUAUAUAUAGAUCCAGACUUAGAAGGCGGUGUGCAGACUGUUUCCCAACGUCUAAUGAUUUAUUGAACUCUUUAAUGAAAACACGCGGAAUACCCACUGACCAAUCCUAUACUCUUAGGCGAGCAAUUCUGAUAUGUAUAUAUAUAAAUUUUAUUUCGAAAACGGCUCUAAUGAUUUUCUUUAAAACUUCAAGGUUAUGUAUGUAAAGGAGAAAAAAAUUCUAAACUCAUUGGCCACAAGGGGAAAACUCGAGGUCGACCGUUAUAUCGGUUUGAAAAUAUUUCAUUAAGGAAAAAUUAAUUUUGGCUAGAAUGUUUUAUGAAUGAAAAUUUUCCAUGACGCCAAACAGGGAAAACACCGCUUACGUCACUAGGCUUAUAUCAGUAAAUUAAUAUAUGUCUUUGCCAACAUGAACAACUUUUAAUGAAUCAGUCGGGCUAAUUAAACAUUUGCGCAUCAUCUUACUGUUGAUUGAUAUAUUAUGGAACCAUGGAAGAGAAAUCAUGGAAUUACAUUUGAUUAAUUAUUGUAUUUUUUGGGUGCUUUAUACAUUGUUCACACGUUCCGUGGAGAUAUGUAGGUAGGUUUUACUUUGUUGUUAUUGAACUGGUGAAUUAUUACAAUAUGUUUAAUCUUCGAAGUCUACUGACCCAUACCGAAACAAAGGAAAUGGUCAUAACACAGCUUCUCACACUGACAUGAUCUCCAGCUCGCGGUCAACGUUGUGCCUCUUUUGGUUUAACCAUAACCUCGGAAAAACGGAAGUCAUGUUCCGGAAUUCACCCAAUAAAAUCAACUCAGCCCCAAAGAUCAUCGUGAAUGGACACGCGUGGUAGACAACUUCACAAAUCUGGAAAGCAUAGUUUCAUAUGACACAUUGCUUUUAAGGGAGGUUGAUAAGCGUCUGAUCAGGGCCAGUAGUACUUUUGGACGCCUCCAAGCAAGAGUUAGGCGAAAUAAAUUGUUACGCCUGACUACAAGAUCAGUGUCUACCAAGCAGUGGUUCUCUUUACUUCUCUAUGUGGAUCUGAGACAUGGGUACUUGAUAGAAAGCAACUAAGACUUCUUGAACGCUUUCACCAAAGAUGUUUGCACACCAUCGUGGACAUACUGUGGCAAGACCGCGAUGUUUUAGCGAACGCCGGUAUGAACUUCCCAACAGUCACGCUGGGAAGAGUACGUAUACUGUAUGGAGCUCUAACAUCUGCCAAAGGCUUUUUAGUGAGCUUAAAGGUGUUCGACACAUAACAGAGGUGCUCCAUGGGAAACGCAAUGCUUUUAAGUCUAUAAGGAAAAAAUCCCCCAUUUAAGUUGUUACGAAGUGUAUGUUUGACCCAAUAUCGUAGAGAUGUUGCAUCACUUGAUGUUUCGUACUAAAGCCAUAAUUAAUAUACUAAUUGCAAUAUUAAAUGUCUGAACGUAACCAUUUGAGAAGUUUCACUGCAAAGACCUUCUUCCAAGCCAAUAACAGGUCAAUAGUUUUACGCAAAAUGAUUAUACGACACGACGUGAGCUGUGGUAUUUCUACACUGUUGUAGGACUUAAGAGACUAUCUAUUCUAAUCGCCAUGUACAAUGACAUGUAGGGUCAAAACUAAGAGAAAACAAGAGCAGCUCUUCAGAUUGGUUCUUUAUCCGAUCGUUCAUUUUCGUACUUACAAAAAUAUUUCCAAAAUGACUUAGGGUAUUUACCCUCCUUAUGAAAGUAUUCAACCAAGUGAAGCUCGGUCACCUGGUACUGUCUGUUUAAGAUAAUGAUUGUGCAGACCAAAUUUAAUUUUAAAAGAUAGUAUUUCAAAAAAUUAUAACGUUCAAGCUAGAGUUUUCCCAUUGUGACCAAUUAACUAGUAAAUCUUUUCCCAAAGGUAUACAACAACUGUUAAAUGUCUAGGAAAAUUAUUAGAACUGUUUUUGAGAUCCGUGUCCAGAUUCCAGUUUCCUUGAGGAGUUAGCGAGCUGAAUAGAGGAAUUGUAACAAUAAAAUCGUACACAACCUUUUAUAAAUUUGUUUACGAACAAACACAAACAAAAAGUUACAUAACUUAAUUUGAAUUUCCCGCUUGUAUUAAAUAUAUAGAUCAGAAGUAUAUUGUAUUGCGGACUAUAGGCCUAUAGAUAUUUAUAGUAUUGUAGAAUUUAUUUCUAGAUUAGUUUAUUUAUUACAGGAUAAUUAAUAUAGUAAUUUUACUGUAUAUUUGAAGCAAUGUGGAAAGUAUUGUAAAUACCUUGGAUCAAUAAAGUUUUUUCUG
Biomphalaria glabrata is the source of this 3914-nucleotide messenger RNA. RefSeq lists its product as uncharacterized. Bases 235 to 900 code for a protein of 221 amino acids. The record is from RefSeq and is a predicted model, not a curated record. The transcript has 6 exons. NCBI's taxonomy places the organism in Eukaryota, Metazoa, Mollusca, Gastropoda, Planorbidae.